GCGUCUCUUCGUGAUUCAGACUUCAGACUCAGUUCUGCCUCUUUCCGUUUGUCGCUCGGAUGUCCAACGUUAGUCCCACUAACUGAUAGACUCUACGUCGAUUUUUCGUUUUUGCUGAAACUCCAAGAGUGUCGAACAAUGUCGUUCCUCACGGUGAUAUCGUUGCUGUCGGCAAUCAGCAUGAUUUCGGCGCAAUGUCUAACAGGAGAUGACGUCCCCACGGCGAUGAACCCAAUGUCGAGGGUGUUGCUGACAGACGCCCGCUUUGGCUUCGCACUCGACAGUCUGAAAAAGACCGCGCUGAUCGAGUCGAAGGACAACAUCUUCUUCAGCCCGCACAGCAUAAACCAGGCUCUGAACUUGGCGUACUUCGGCGCUCGCGGUACCACCGAGGAGUCCCUCAAGCGGGCCCUCCGCAUUCCGAAUGAGCUCUCGAAAGUCGACGUGCAACGCUACUACGCCAUCGAGAGAUCGCUCAAUCAAAUGCGUUCCCAGAUGAAUGGAUCUGCAGAUUCCUACGAUUACAGAAUCGCCAACAGAUUUUGGAUUACGAACGACAGAAAGCUGCGCGAAUGUAUGCUCGAUUUAUUCGGCGAUGAGCUACAAGUGACUGAUUUCCGUACAAAUCCUGCCGAGGUGAGAGAUCAGAUCAAUAACUGGGUCAGCAAUAUGACGAAAGGACACAUUCGCGAUCUCCUGCCGCCGAACAGCAUUGGCGAGGACACUGACCUGGUUCUGGCAAACGCGGUUUACUUUAAGGGCCUGUGGGCCCAUCGUUUCGACCCGAAGAACUCCAAACGCGAUAUUUUCUACGCUUCCGGCACGCAAAACUCUUUCACCACUUUCAUGCGUCAGAAGGGAAAUUUCAAUUACGCUGUCUCUGAUAAUUUAAGAGCAUACAUCUUGGAAUUACCUUAUAAAGGUAACGAGAUAUCGAUGUUCGUGAUUCUCCCGCCGUUCUCCACCGCGCGAUCUGUCCAAAAUCCUUCCAACGAGCCCCAGGACGGAAUCCGUCAGCUGGUAGAACGUUUGGCGACGGAGAAAGGAUCCCGGGAGCUACGCGAAUUGCUGGACGACGGGUUACCGCCACGCGAGGUCGAGGUCAGCCUGCCGCGUUUCGAGCUCGAGCGAGAGCUGCCGAUCGGACAGCUGUUGCACGCUCUAGGCGCCGGUGAACUGUUAGCACCCGACGUGGCCGAUCUGCGCGGCUUUGUCGCGGACGGCGAGCGAAGCCUGCAUCUCGGUGAUGCGGUGCACCGAGCUCGUAUCGAGGUCACGGAAGAAGGCACCACCGCGGCUGCGGCCACCGCGAUCUUCACCUUCCGCUCCAGCCGACCGACCGAACCUGCCAUCUUCAAUGCCAAUCAUCCGUUCGUCUACCUGAUCUACAACAAGGCUGAGCACACCAUCGUUUUCACCGGUGUCUUUCGUUCACCUGGCGUAACCCAGCAAACAUAUUCCCUAACUCCCGGCGCUGUUUAAAUAGGACGUGUGCCGUUUAGAAGAAACUCAUCCUUAAAACGAUAGUUGAGCAAUGGAGUCUGAUGUUAUGACAAAAAUCGAUAAAUUCGUUUCUUUACUCCCCUUGGUCAGUUGACACCAUCCUUGAGAGGAUCAGUAGUUUCUCGUGUGGCACUGAACAAUUUUGUUGAUGAGUGAUCAGGGAUAAUUGAUCCUUUAUAUCCUACAAAGCUGACUUUAAAUCCUGACGUCGCUGAUCUCUUCGAAGUCUGCGUAUUUUCGAAGGGUCGGAGAAAGAGCAUUCUUCGACAAUUUUUUUGUAGGAAGUCUGUUGCAUGAAUCUCAUUAAUUUAUUCUUAUAUUAAGAUUUUAUACUUUACGCCGGCUCUUUCUUAUUUUUAAAGUUAGACGAAGACGAGUGUAAAACAAAACAAAAGUUUACACGUAAAGGCGCUAACGUUUUUGAUGAUGUAUAGAUAAUAAAUUUUGAUGAUGUAUAGAUAAUAAAUUUUGAUGAAGGGUGAUCUCGCCGAGUGACUGAAACAGCUGUUCAAUAGAUAUUUAUUUCCUCCUUCAAAUGUGCAAAUUAAAUUAUUCUUUAAUGUGUUGGAAGAAAAAAUUAAAAAUUGUAAAAAUAUAUUAAGCGGA
Molecule: messenger RNA, 2109 nt
Organism: Solenopsis invicta (red fire ant)
Lineage: Eukaryota; Metazoa; Arthropoda; Insecta; Hymenoptera; Formicidae
Product: serine protease inhibitor 88Ea
Exons: 4
Coding region: 139-1482 (447 amino acids)
Molecular function (GO): serine-type endopeptidase inhibitor activity
Source: RefSeq, a predicted model, not a curated record